Molecule: messenger RNA, 1386 nt
Organism: Stylophora pistillata
Lineage: Eukaryota; Metazoa; Cnidaria; Anthozoa; Scleractinia; Pocilloporidae
Product: zinc finger CCHC-type and RNA-binding motif-containing protein 1-like
Biological process (GO): mRNA splicing, via spliceosome
Cellular component (GO): U12-type spliceosomal complex
Molecular function (GO): RNA binding; zinc ion binding
Source: RefSeq, a predicted model, not a curated record
AGUUCUGUGGAAUCCCGAUUUCUUGAACCGCCAGGGGAAACGUAAAUUGGUUCAAGGGAAAUUACAAGGGGGUGAAAUUACAAGGGAAGCAAAUCCAAGGGAAACAAGGUUUGGUUCGAGAUAUCGGGAGGUUCGAGAAACCAAGGAUUCGAGAAAUGGGGAUUCCACUGUAUGUCUACAAAGUUAGUAGCAAAGCCCCUUAUAUGUACAUCAUGAGAGCUGUGUACUUCUGAGUGUGUCAUUGUGAACUGUGGGUUUCUGCUAGAAACUUAAGCAUGCUGUUGUGGAGAUCUAUUGUAUUUUGUUGUUUGUUGUUCAGUAUACUGAAAGAUUGGGUGAGGUUUUUGCCUGUUUUAGAAACUGCUAUUUUCUGACAUUAUCAUUUUAGUUUUCAGCUACAUGUUAUUGUGCGGUUCUCUUCUGCAGAUGUUUGGUCGCACAAUAAAAUGCUCCAUUGCAAAUGACAAUGGACGGGCUACAGAGUUCAUUAGAAGAAAGAACUAUCCGGACAAAUCACACUGUUACGAGUGUGGGGAGUAUGGACAUUUAAGUUACCAGUGUCCUAAAAACAUGCUCGGAGAUAGAGAUCCUCCCCCGAAAAAGCAAAAGAAGAGGAAGAAGCAAGAAGAUGAGUAUGAAGAAGAUGAAGACGAAGAAGAGGAAGAAGAUGGUGGGGAAGACCCGUAUGAGUUCAGCUUAAGUGCUGUAAUCGACGAGUGCGCUAGAAUGGCUUCCAAAGAUGAACCAUCCAAUCAGAGUAGUACCUCUACUGGAGUUGGCAGCGCUAAAAAGCGCAAGAUUGUGCAGAGUUCGUAUUUCAGUGACGAAGAGGACGAGGAUUAGAAAUGAGCGUCUUCCCACCUUCUCAUCAGUCAUUACUUGGUUGCGACUGAAGAGACACGCAAGAUGUAGAACUGGCAGCAAGAUCAUUCUACGCCAACGCCACUAAGGAGUGAUAACAUCGUCUUGUGGCCACCCGUAAUACCAAAGGGAUACCGCCUUAUUGAGAGUUUUUGCAACACCCAGUUAGAUAUGUCGCCAAGAAGCACCCUUUUAUAGAGUUCACCCGGACUACAGAGUCACAGAGAGACUGAACAAGGACUUCUUGCAGUGAACAUGUAUCGUAAUAGCUUUCCGAUGCUCGAACCAGUCUAAAUUUAUUUCUAUCUUUUUCUGUUACUUAGCACCGCAUAAUUGGCACAAUGAUCCCCCUCUACGCCAUAAUACCUUCGUAAUUUUUCGCCUUUAAUUUAAUUUUGCGACGUUGUUGGACGCCUAAAGGUAUAUACAACUAAGUAUCACUCGUCGAGGCAUUUGUUCAGUCUUUAAAAGUUUGUUUUUACCCUUCAGGUGUCGCGCACAAGAAAUAAAUUAAAUUACGAGAAA